CGCGUAUAUGCCACUCUCGUUCAGAACCUCAAAACAUAUAUCGUUCUCGUUCCCCCGCUUCCAAUGUUGUAGACUUUGUAGUAAUAGUCUGAUAGAUAGAUGAGAAGAUUAAAUAGUAAACUUCAUGAUACCUACGCAAAACCAGGAAUGAUGAAACUCAGUAAAACCUUUCUCCAUCGAUGUACAAUUUGCUUGUCUUGUCGGCUGAGUAUCGUAUUUUGUCCGUACGCGUCAGCCUAGUUGGUGUACUCUCUACUUUCUAGUAAUCACACCCAACCAAUCCGACGUUUGUUUCCCACCACAGAUUCAGAUAUUUCAAUAUCUCUGUCUGAAUAAAUACUCAAAAGGUUAUAAGCUUUCUGGAGUUCCGAUGGUUUUUUUGUUAUUCAAUAUCUAUUGGUGCUAAAUUGUUGGGUUUACAAGAUUCUCUCUGAAAAUCUGACCAAGACAGCAGUCCUCACCCAAAAUAUCUUUUUAAAAUCAAAUUUUCCAGCUUCGUUGGCUUCAAAUCCCAUGAAUUUCAAUUUCAUUUCUGAGUUUGAUACUACAUUUCUCUCCCUCAGUCUUUCCCAGAAAAUUUACAAAUUCAGGUUCAAAUUCAAGCUGUAAGCCAAAUUCAAGUUCUGGGUUUUGGGUCUCUCUCUUUCUAUAACUAUAAAGGAUUCAGCUUUAGGAUUUUAAAUUCACGGGGUUUGGUGGGGUUGAGAUGGGUGCUAAUAUGUCUGCUGGCGUGUCGGACACGGAUCCACCAUUGCAGCUCAGGUUGGGGGAUAUACCGGAGAGCUGUAUAGCAUCGGUUUUGAUGUACUUGGACCCACCUGAGAUUUGCAAAUUGGCCCGGUUGAAUCGGGCUUUUCGAGGAGCUUCUGAGGCGGAUUUUAUAUGGGAAUUGAAAUUGCCGACGAAUUAUAGGUAUAUUAUGGAGAAAGUGUUUGAUGAGGAAACUAUGCUCAAAUUGAGGAAGAAGGAUGUCUAUGCCAGGCUUUGCAGGCCUAUAUCCUUUGAUAAUGGCACAAAGGAAAUUUGGCUGCACAAAAGUACUGGUGGCGUUUGUUUGGCGAUUUCGUCAAAGGCUCUGAGGAUAACCGGAAUAGAUGACCGGAGAUACUGGAAUCGCAUUUCGACACAGGAAUCUAGGUUCCAGAGAGUUGCUUAUCUUCAACAGAUCUGGUGGUUACAAGUAGAUGGAGAAUUUGAGUUCCAGUUUCCACCAGGGACAUACAGUUUGUUUUUCAGACUUCAGCUUGGUAGGUCUUCCAAGAGACUGGGUCGUCGGUUUUGCAAUCAUGAGCACGUUCAUGGCUGGGACAUAAAACCUGUGAAGUUUGAGCUAACAACUUCUGAUGGUCAGCAUGCUGUAUCACAGUGCUAUUUGGACAAUCCGGGGAAUUGGGUCCAAUACCAUGCAGGAGACUUUGUUGUCAAGAGCACCAAUGUAUUGGUGAACAUCAAAUUUUCAUUGACUCAGAUCGACUGCACUCACACCAAAGGUGGUCUCUGUGUAGACUCUGUGUUUAUACUCCCCACCAGUGUAGGAAAAUAGGCUAGAUUGCUUUUGUAAGCAGGAAAAGCUGUAAAAUUAUAGAGGUGUGCUGCCCAAUAGAUGCUUGGCUGCCCCAAAAGGAAGAACAUUCAAAUUAUUGUGGUUUUUAGGGGCUCACAAUGUUCUUUCCAUGUAUGAUAGUGUAUAAUUGCUGCUUGCCAUGGUUGAAUUUUUAGGUUGUUUGCUGUUGAUUUUAACUAAUAUAAUAAAAUGCUUGAUUUAUUUUGUCUUA
Molecule: messenger RNA, 1775 nt
Organism: Quercus robur (English oak)
Lineage: Eukaryota; Viridiplantae; Streptophyta; Magnoliopsida; Fagales; Fagaceae
Product: F-box protein PP2-A13-like
Exons: 3
Coding region: 707-1543 (278 amino acids)
Molecular function (GO): protein binding
Source: RefSeq, a predicted model, not a curated record